Molecule: messenger RNA, 1182 nt
Organism: Aureobasidium melanogenum CBS 110374
Lineage: Eukaryota; Fungi; Ascomycota; Dothideomycetes; Dothideales; Saccotheciaceae
Exons: 1
Coding region: 1-1182 (393 amino acids)
Source: RefSeq, a predicted model, not a curated record
AUGGUCACGCCUCGACUGCCGCCGCUCUAUGUCCUGCUAGGGCUGAGUGUCCUCACUUUAAUUCUAUACUUCAGAAGCUCCGUCAGCUCGAACAUCCCUUCCUUCUCCAUCAAUCGCCAAACUCCAGCAAAUUCAACCCUGGGAUUCGGUGGCUUGUUUGUUGUCUCUGGCCCCGGAAGCCCACGACGCAACAACUUGAUCCAGUCCGCCAACGUUACCGAACUGCACUUCACCAUCCCAACUCUACCAACAUGGACAGAAGAACAAAUAAUGGCCUUCAGAGGCAAGAACGACAAGUCGACCAUCACAAACGGCUCCGUUCGCGCAUGGCUGAGCCACAACCUUGUUCUCAACGAAUUCCUCAAGUCUGGUCUCGAGACGGCUCUGAUCCUGGAAGAUGAUGUGGAUUGGGACAUCCGCUUGCGUACACAACAAGUUCCACUCGCCGCUACUGCCGCCCGCAAAUUGCUGCCUCCGGCUGGUGAGGAAUACUAUUGGGGACAUCCAGAUGACUGGGAGCUCUUCUACGUCGGACACUGUGGAGACUACUUCACGACCAUGGACGAGCCCGUCGGCGUUGGUGUCGUUCAUCCUAACAAUCUGACCGACCUUCCUCACCUCGUCUACCCCGAUCAGACCCUCCCUCGUCGGACCGAUCUGCACCCUUUCACCUCAUCCCUUCUCACUGCAUUCGAUGUACCCGAGAAGUCGCGCAUCGUUCACAAGUCUGUCUCACCGCUUUGCACCUUCGGCUACGCCGUCACCCGCGCCUCGGCCAGACGACUCGUCGAAGAAUACGCCCCGAUUAGCGGCGACCGUGGCAACAUCGACCACGCCUACGAUGUCGCUAUCCUGACUGCUUGCCGUGACAAGGGUCUCCGCUGUUUCACUGUCAACCCAGAACUCUUGCACCAUAUGGAGGGCGAGAGUCUGAUCAGUACUCUCGACAACAAGAAGUGGCGUCCGCCUGUCGACAAGGCUGGUCUGAAGCAGACCUACUGGCGAGGCGAGACCAGCAACAUUGGCUGUGGCUUCUGGAGCAGGGACUUCAGUUGGGACGGCGACAAAGAUAAGCUCAAUCACCUCCGAGAAGAAGUCGGUCGUAAAGGCCAGUGCUUGAAGAAGGAUCGUUUACCUAAUGGUGACCGAAUUGAUGAGAGCGUGCUGCGGGCCAGCAAAUAA